Messenger RNA from Oryzias melastigma (Indian medaka), 1482 nucleotides. Its product is annotated as GTPase IMAP family member 7. Lineage: Eukaryota; Metazoa; Chordata; Actinopteri; Beloniformes; Adrianichthyidae. The record is from RefSeq and is a predicted model, not a curated record. Gene Ontology annotation, molecular function: GTP binding. Bases 77 to 1057 code for a protein of 326 amino acids. The transcript has 2 exons.
UUUCACUUAUCGCUCAAAGACAAUCAACUAGGAGGGAUCUGAAGAGCUUUGUGCUGUCACGAUAAGGAGAUCUACAAUGAAGCAGGACGUACCACAAGAAGAGAACUAUCAAGAGCCCCUGAGGAUCAUGCUCCUAGGAAAGAGCGGCGCAGGCAAGAGCUCGAGUGGAAACACCAUCCUUAACAGAGCGGCGUUCAACUCUGACAUGAGGCUGAAGAGGGUCACAGUCCACUGUGAGAAGGAGGUUGGGCAGGUUGAGGACAGGCCGGUCGCCAUUAUUGAUACACCCGGGCUUUUUGAGAAAAAUCGAAACAAGGAGGAAAUCUUUCGGGAGAUUCUAAUGCGGGUGAGGCUCCAGGAACCAGGCCCCCACGUAUUUGUGUUUGUGGUCCCUCUAGGAAGGAUGACACAGGAAGACCAUGACACCAACACUGUGAUCGAAGCAAAGUUUGGCCCCAGAGUCUGGGACUACACCAUUGUGCUGUUCACUCAUGGAGAUCGCCUGGAACAAAAGACUAUCAAUGACGUCAUCACCGAGAGCGACGAAAACCUCCGCAACUUCCUGCGCAAGUGCAGCGGAGGCUUUCAUGUCUUCAACAACAAAACCCCAGAAGAUCAGACCCAGGUGACAAGCCUCAUGGAGAAGAUUCAGACCCUGAUGGCCCUGAACGGAGGUGGCCACUACCGCACAGAGUUUUAUCCCAGAAAAGAGAGGAAAAUCAGGACAAGACAAGAGAGCAUCCUGGCUGAGGGAGCUGCCAGCAUUCUCAAAAAGGAGGAGGACCUCAGGACCAAUUUUAAGGGGGAUGAGCUAAAGACAAAGCUGAAGGAGCUCUGGAAGAAAGAGGAUGAGCGCACAAGAAAAGCAGCUGAGAACCAGAUUGGAAAAAUGAGGGUUUUAAACUUCCUCUUGUUGGUAAUGUCGAUUAUUGUAGCCUGCAGUUUCACAGUUUCAAGUAUGUUCAUGUUAACAGCAGCUGUCAUCUGGAUUGGGUUGUUCCUGUUAAAAUAUCAAAGCUCUUCUGGAAAAAUGCCCUUCUUUUUAAAGAACAAGUAAAACUGAAAUGUGAGUUUGGUUUUAUUUUUUAAUUUUUCUUUGUAUUUCAAAUUUCAACAAAAUCAUUGUUAACAAGAUAGCAGUUAUGAAAACUCAAUGAAUUUUGUUCUUGUAUAUUAAUUUUCUUACAAAUCAUCAUGUGGAAUUAUUUUUUUCUUGUGGGGUUAUUAGUAAUGCAUGAGACAAGAAGAUUAUGAUGUGCAAACUUAUAUAAAAGCAUUCUUAUUUUUCAUGUAAACAUAGAAACUCUUUAACCAUAAAUUUUAUGUCAAACAUACACAGAUUUUUAAUCUAUUAAUCAAACUAAAAAAAUUUGAACUGAUUUGCUGCAUUGCAAAGACAUAAAUAAUUGUAACAAUUCAAAGAAAGCCUGGUGGAUGAUAAAAAGGUUUUAAAAUGAUUUUUCAGCAUAAAUAAAAGCUGGU